AUGCUCCCUCCAUCAAGCAUACCAACUUCGUAUUUCACUCUCCUCUUCUACGCCUUUGCCGUACCUGACGCCACAUUCCAUAGAAGAAAUGCAACAGCAAAAGACCCUUCCAGUCCAUUAGGGGGAGGAGCAGCAAGUCCUUGCACUUUCUACAACAUGGUAAGCAAUCCAGGAAUUCGCGGUGCAGUCACUCAGUCUACCGUAGAUGCAGCUAGAAAGUAUGGGCUUGACGGUCUUGAUCUUGAUUGGGAAUUUCCAAACAACAGACAAGACAUGACAAACCUUGCAAUACUCUUCAAGGAAUUCUUGUUAGCUGAAUUGCCAUAUGCCUAUCCUGGUUCUGCCAUUAGGAAAUAUGUUGAUUCUCUGAAUCCCAUGUGCUCUGACUGCCAUGGUGCUUGGAACACUGCAGUAACUGGGGCUCAUGCGCUGGUCUAUGACAAGGUCUAG
Molecule: messenger RNA, 450 nt
Organism: Coffea arabica (coffee)
Lineage: Eukaryota; Viridiplantae; Streptophyta; Magnoliopsida; Gentianales; Rubiaceae
Source: RefSeq, a predicted model, not a curated record